Messenger RNA from Adineta ricciae, 243 nucleotides. The record is from the annotation of a GenBank genome assembly. NCBI's taxonomy places the organism in Eukaryota, Metazoa, Rotifera, Eurotatoria, Adinetida, Adinetidae.
AUGAAUCAAUUCUCAUUAAAACAUUUUAUCGUUCGCUCGCAAGCUUUGGCACUGUAUCGAGACGUAAUGAGAACUGUGAUGAAAAUCGAAGAUCAGGAUUAUCGAAAAGAAAUUCGAGAAUGGGCAAGAAGUGAAUUUCAUCGAAAUCGAUCAUUGAGAGAUCUAGGAGAAAUUCGAACACAAGUAGCACUAGGACGACGAAGUUUAAAUGAAUUGAAAUUAGCGAUGCAAAUGGCUUCUUGA